AUGGCAUUUGGGAACCAGAGCGCAGUCAAAGAGUUCAUUCUUCUUGGACUCUCAGACAAUUCAAAAAUGCAAGUUCCAUUGUUCCAGUUGUUUUUGACGAUUUAUAUGUUCACUUUGGCUGGAAAUGGUGUGCUCAUCACGGCUGUGAGAGUGGACAACCGUCUACACACCCCUAUGUAUUUAUUUCUCAGCAAUCUGUCCUUCCUGGACAUCUGCUACACAUCAAUCAUUGUCCCCAAGAUGUUGGUGAACAUCGCUAUAUCUUCCAAAAGUAUUUCAACUGCAGGCUGUUUCCUCCAGGUUUAUUUGUACCUGUUCUUGGGUGAAACAGAGUGCAUCCUUCUUGCUUUCAUGGCCUUUGACCGGUAUGUUGCUAUCUGUAACCCUCUGCGUUACAAUGUGAUUAUGAACACAGCCUCCUGUAUCAGGAUUAUCAGUACGUCUUAUAUGACUGGCUCUGCUAUAUCCUCAGUUGAUAUCUUCUUUACCGCUACGUUAAAAUUCUGUGGACCAGUCAUAAUCGACCACUUCUUCUGUGAAGCUCCUUCAUUACUGCAACUAUCUUGCAGUGAUCUAACGGCGAACAACAUUGUAGCUUUGAUUGGUAGCACAACAUUGAUUUUUAUUCCACUGUCUCUCAUUCUCUUUUCUUACACACAAAUUUUCCUUGUGGUUGUGAAAAUCCCCUCCGGGAAAUACAAAGCCUUCUCCACAUGUAUUUCUCACAUCAUUGUCAUGGUCAUUUUCUAUGGGACAGUUAUGUUCAUGUACCUGAGACCAAGGUAUUCUGCUACAGAAUUUACUGACAAACUGGUGUCAGUUUUCUAUACGAUUGUUACCCCAAUGUUAAACCCUUUAAUCUACAGCCUGAGAAAUAAAGAUGUACUAAGAGCUCUUCGGUUAUUGGGAAGGAUCCGGAGAAAUCACCACAAUAUCUUUAUGGUGUUUCUCAGUGAAGAGUCUCUCUACUGUGAAGCUAUGAAGCUAGCAGAUGAUGAAGUCUCUUUACCAGUGUGA
Molecule: messenger RNA, 1017 nt
Organism: Pseudophryne corroboree (corroboree frog)
Lineage: Eukaryota; Metazoa; Chordata; Amphibia; Anura; Myobatrachidae
Product: olfactory receptor 2G3-like
Exons: 4
Coding region: 1-1017 (338 amino acids)
Biological process (GO): detection of chemical stimulus involved in sensory perception of smell; G protein-coupled receptor signaling pathway
Cellular component (GO): plasma membrane
Molecular function (GO): olfactory receptor activity; G protein-coupled receptor activity
Source: RefSeq, a predicted model, not a curated record